This is a messenger RNA of Solea senegalensis (Senegalese sole), 1972 nucleotides long. RefSeq names its product SET domain containing 4 (gene setd4). The record is from RefSeq and is a predicted model, not a curated record. Gene Ontology annotation, biological process: peptidyl-lysine trimethylation; peptidyl-lysine monomethylation; peptidyl-lysine dimethylation. Lineage: Eukaryota; Metazoa; Chordata; Actinopteri; Pleuronectiformes; Soleidae. Gene Ontology annotation, molecular function: histone H3K36 methyltransferase activity; transcription coactivator activity; histone H3K4 methyltransferase activity. The transcript has 12 exons. The coding region runs from base 274 to 1722 and encodes 482 amino acids.
UACUACAGACAGACUAUUAUGCUUUACAGGUCGUAUUUUUACUCUAUUACAGUCAUAUAACCGUGCCGAUAAGUAGACUGGGUGCUUUUAUUUAUAUUAUUGUAUAUUACUAUAAGUGCAGUGUAAAUGACGACUCUUUUUAGAUUGUAGUUUAGUUUGAAAUGUGUAAAAACCAACCGGUGUCUGAUGUAAUCCUCUAUUUUAGGGACCAUUUGCUAUUUGUCUGUCACCCUCUGCUGAUUUUAUAAUGGAGUCCCAGGUCCAGGUGGGGUCAUGAGGGGCUGUAGCCGUCGAGCUGGAAGAGCUGCAAGGAAAAGGAGGCAGAAAUGUGAAUGCCCCAUCCAGUCAGUCUCUCUGUGUCACCAGCCACAAUAUGUGAGGCUGAUGAAGUUUCUUCACCGGCGAGGAUUCACUUCAGCACUGCUGCAGCCAGCCCUCUUCACUGACACAGGCAGAGGACUGCAGACUCUCAAAACUAUAAAGCCUGGUCAGCUCAUCGUCUCCCUCCCUGCUUCCUGCCUCCUCACAACCUCAACUGUCCUGAGCAGCUACCUGGGACACUAUAUUAAGAGCUGGAAACACCGUCUCUCUCCCCUGCUGGUGCUCUGCGUGUACCUGGUAAGCGAACGACACCGGGGAGAGACCUCUGAUUGGUUCCCCUACGUUGACGUGCUGCCAACCUCCUACACCUGCCCCGCCUACUUCACACAGACUGUCCUGGCUGUUCUGCCCGCUGACGUGCAGAGGCGAGCUUUAGAGCAGAGGGAGGCGCUACAAGAACUUCACUCCUCCAGUCAGGACUUUUUCAGAUCCCUGCAGCCAGUCCUGAGUCAGCCAGCAGAGGAGGUGUUCACGUAUGACGCUUUCAGGUGCUCACACACACACACACACACACACACACACACAUGCAUGCAUACACAAUAUGUGUCUGAUUCUUUCUUUCCCACCAGGUGGGCGUGGUGCAGCGUCAACACGCGCUCUGUCUUCAUGUCCCAUCCCUGCAACCACUUCCUGUCUGGACAGGAUGUUUAUGCUUUAGCCCCUUUCCUGGACCUGCUCAACCACCAGCCUGAUGUGCAGGUAAAAGCAGGUUUCAGUGACGUGACAGGAUGUUAUGAAAUCAGAAGUGUUUCCGGGACCCCGCGCUUCCAGCAGGCCUUCAUAAACUACGGCUCCCAUGAUAACCAGCGCCUGCUGUUAGAGUAUGGCUUUGUUGCCCCCGGUAACCCACACAGUGUGGUUUAUGUAGAUGCAGAUCUCCUCUGUGAGGUUUUAAAAGGCGACAGGAGUUUGAACCAGAAGAUGAAGUUCCUCAAAGAGAACGACUUCGUUCAAAACCUGACAGUAUCCAGUGAUGGCCCCAGUUGGAGGUUGAUGACGGCUCUCAGACUCUUGUCCAUGCCACAAACGCUGUAUCACCAGUGGAGGGCAGUGUUGCUCGGCCAGGCGGUGUGUGAAGACGGGGAGGAGUGGAGCGUCCUGAUGGCCGAGAGACUCUGUCAGCGACUACUACGAGACACGCAUGCAGCUCUGGAUAAGAUCUCUGAGCUCCUGCAGCAGUGUGACCAGUCAGUCAGGGAGCAGCUAGACGUGGUCCACUCACUACGACAGGAGGAGACGUGCCUCCUGGGACGCUGUCUUGAAGUGCUGCGAGGCAUGAUGAGACGACCAGAAGAGGAAGAACUGUUGCCGUGCCAACCUGAUGUUGACGCUGUGAGCUGACAUCUGAGCAGAGCGUUUGCCAGUUGCAUCAACAACAAGCAAGGGGAUUUGCUGUAAGUGGUGACGCCGGACAGACCGAGUCACGUGUCCGUCCGGCUUAUGUCGAGGAGCUGGAUGACUUGACCGCUCAUGCUCGUCGACCGCUUUAUCCCCCACAAGCGGGUCACGGGGGGCGCUGUGCCCAUCUCAGCUGACAUGAGGGCAAUAGGUGGAGGUCUCACCCUGGACAGAUUGCCAGUAGAGACAAGAC